AUGGAACCAGCUCCAUUACUGGAAACACCAACUUUAGACCCUUAUGAUGAUGAAGAAGACGAAGACAAGUAUCUGAUACCAAAGCCAUCAGAGUGGUUCCCAAAGCUAGUGUCUUUACAAGCUGAUUUGAUUUACAACUCCAUCCUGGUUUUAUGUCACCCCAUACUCUCCAUCUUCUCUUUCGCCUACGAGUCUUACCACCAAGCCGAGCAGGCCAAGGAGACGGUCGAGUCCGCAGUCCAAAAAGCCCCCUCCACCAUCAUACACGGCGCAGUCGUCCUCAUCAAGAAGCUCGGCUUUGGAGUUCUCGGGGCAGCCUAUGUCUGCAUGGUGUUGUUUAUGCUUUUGAUUCUGGCCACAAUUGUGGGAGUUGCUUUGGUGCGGCUCUGGCUGGAAGAGCCUGUGGUUGUUAGGGAUAGGUUGCACUUUGAUUACACCCUAGCUCAUCCCAAGGCGGUGUUUGUGUUCGGAGGAUCAGGGUUAGCUGCUGGGAGUGGUGCUGACUACUUCAAGAUUAUUAUUAGCAGCAACAGUAGGCGUAUGGCUAUGGGGGUUCCUGUUGGACACACUUUUACUGUGUCUCUGGAGCUUUUGAUGCCGGAGUCUGAUUUUAAUAGGCACAUUGGGGUGUUUCAGAUGACCGCAGAAGCAUUAGCAGCUAAUGGUGAUGUGAUUGCCAAGUCAAGCCAGCCAUGUAUGCUACGAUUUAGAAGCCUCCCAAUUCGACUCACAAGAACAUUUCUUAUGGGUGUACCUCUGAUACUGGGCAUUUCUGGAGAAACCCAGAAGAUAGCUGGACAAAUACUGAGGCACAAGGAAGGGACUUAUCCAAGAACCCGAGCAAUAAGAAUAACAUUAAGUCCAAGAGCUGGUACUUCACAUCUUCCACAGUUGUAUGAGGCUGAAAUUGUUUUGAAUUCACAGCUGCCUUGGACAAAGCAAUUGGUGCGCAGUUGGAAAUGGACGCUCUAUGUCUGGGCCUCUUUGUAUUGUUACACUAUAUUCGUAAUAACUUAUGUAACGUGUUGUAGACCACUCUUGUCACCAGUGACAAUGAUCAAAACUGCGGCGAAUUAUGUUGCUAAUCGUGUUAAUCAUGACCGAUCAACUACUGAUCAUGUUCAAAGAGAUAGAGGGGCGAGUACUGAAGUAAGACGGCGAAGACCCCUUCGAGUGCCUAAAGAUGCCACAACGACACUUAAAGAUGAUUCUGAUCAGAGUGAGGAUAUUUCAGAGUUGUUGAGAAAGUGGCAGCGGAGCAGAAGCAAAAGAAAGGCAAUCUAUUUGCAAACGGAUUUACCAAGUGAGACUGUUGGCACCUCAUCUGCACCAUCAACGAUUAGUAUGAGUACUCGAGAAGAUGCAAGUACUGUAACUGCGGAAGAAGAUGUUGGGGACUCGGAAUCAGUGUGUACUUAG
Molecule: messenger RNA, 1419 nt
Organism: Rosa chinensis
Lineage: Eukaryota; Viridiplantae; Streptophyta; Magnoliopsida; Rosales; Rosaceae
Product: seipin-1
Exons: 2
Coding region: 1-1419 (472 amino acids)
Biological process (GO): lipid storage; lipid droplet organization
Cellular component (GO): endoplasmic reticulum membrane
Source: RefSeq, a predicted model, not a curated record